AGAGAGGCUGGUGCUGUGGGGAUGAUAUCCUCCCUUCAGACAGAGGCUGGUGCUGUGGGGAUGAUACCCUUCCUUCAGAGAGAGGCUGGUGCUGUGGGGAUGAUAUCCUUCCUUCAGAGAGAGGCUGGUGCUGUGGGGAUGAUAUCCUCCCUUCAGACAGAGGCUGGUGCUGUGGGGAUGAUAUCCUCCCUUCAGAGAGAGGCUGGUACUGUGGGGAUGAUACCCUUCCUUCAGAGAGAGGCUGGUGCUGUGGGGAUGAUAUCCUUCCUUCAGAGAGAGGCUGGUGCUGUGGGGAUGAUAUCCUCCCUUCAGACAGAGGCUGGUGCUGUGGGGAUGAUAUCCUCCCUUCAGAGAGAGGCUGGUGCUGUGGGGAUGAUACCCUUCCUUCAGAGAGAGGCUGGUGCUGUGGGGAUGAUAUCCUUCCUUCAGACAGAGGCUGGUGAUGUGGGGAUGAUACCCUUCCUUCAGAGAGAGGCUGGUGCUGUGGGGAUGAUAUCCUCCCUUCAGACAGAGGAUGGUGCUGUGGGGAUGAUACCCUUCCUUCAGAGAGAGGCUGGUGCUGUGGGGAUGAUAUCCUUCCUUCAGAGAGAGGCUGGUGCUGUGGGAUGAUACCCUCCCGUUAGAGAGAGGCUGGUGCUGUGGGGAUGAUAUCCUUCCUUCAGAGAGAGGCUGGUGCUGUGGGGAUGAUAUCCUCCCUUCAGAGAGAGGCUGGUGCUGUGGGAUGAUAUCCUCCAUUCAGAGAGAGGCUGGUGCUGUGGGGAUGAUAUCCUCCCUUCAGAGAGAGGAUGGUGCUGUGGGGAUGAUAUCCUUCCUUCAGAGAGACGCUGGUGCUGUGGGGAUGAUAUCCUUCCUUCAGAGAGAGGCUGGUGCUGUGGGGAUGAUACCCUUCCUUCAGAGAGAGGCUGGUGCUGUGGGGAUGAUAUCCUCCCUUCAGAGAGAGGCUGGUGCUGUGGGGAUGAUACCCUCCCUUCAGAGAGAGGCUGGUGCUGUGGGGAUGAUACCCUUCCUUCAGAGAGAGGCUGGUGCUGUGGGGAUGAUAUCCUUCUUCCUUCAGAGAGAGGCUGGUGCUGUGGGAUGAUAUCCUUCUUUCAGAGAGAGGCUGGUGCUGUGGGAUGAUAUCCUCCCUUCAGAGAGAGGCUGGUGCUGUGGGGAUGAUAUCCUCCUUCCUUCAGAGAGAGGCUGGUGCUGUGUGGAUGAUAUCCUCCUUCCUUCAGAAAGAAGCUGGUGCUGUGGGAUGAUAUCCUCCAUUCAGAGAGAGGCUGGUGCUGUGGGGAUGAUAUCCUUCCUUCAGAAAGAAGCUGGUGCUGUGGGGAUGAUAUCCUUCCUUCAGAAAGAAGCUGGUGCUGUGGGGAUGAUAUCCUUCCUUCAGAAAGAAGCUGGUGCUGUGGGGAUGAUAUCCUUCCUUCAGAAAGAAGCUGGUGCUGUGGGGAUGAUAUCCUCCCGUCAGAGAGAGGCUGGUACAGUUGGGAUGAUAUCCUUCCUUCAGAGAGAGGCUGUGGGCAAUGUUCCCUAAAAUGUUUUGGGGCACUGAGCAAAUGCAUGGUGUUGUGAGCGGAAACUUGAACGUUGUGAGAAUUUUGUGCAACUUCCGGCGCGUUUACAGUUAACACUGAGGCUGUACCCUUACAGUUUUAGACAGUAGCCAAUAGGUUAUUGUGGCUAUUUGAGCAUAAUGUAGGCCUACCAACAAAACCAAUGGAGUGAAUCCCAUAACAUUUUCACAAUGAAAUAACUUUUGAUUUCUAUGAUAUAGCCUACAGUAGCCUAUAUGUGGUGUUCAAUGCAGGCCUAAAUUGAAUGAGACUUUUAAAAAAGUUUUUACAUUUUGAAGGGCUUGAUAUUAAUUAAUUAUUGUUUACUUAUGGUCUGUAACACCAUGGGCCAAAUAGGUGACUGUGAAUUGCAUUGUAUUGUGUUCUAUGAUGCAAGAAACCACUUUACAAAAUAAAAUGAAUUAUUAUUACAAUACAGAGAAUUAAACAAUAUAGGCUACCCAUCUGCUUAUUAGCUUAUUUGCAUAUUCAAGACUGUCUCAAAAUACAACACUGGCUUUUGAAAGACAGCUUGAAAUGUAGCCUACACGUUUUGUUCUCUUGUAGGAAUCAGCAACUCCCCAUUGCUGACCUAUACUCUUCUAUGGCUGGGCUAAUAACUCGCUAACUAGCAAAGAAUAUCAACAAAUGUGCACAUGCGCGGCUCUGAUCUAAACUGAUCUGAAAAGCGCAUUCACUCGAGGGUGACCGCUCGUGGGCUACACCCGCCAAUAGAAUUCUACUCUAUUGCGCUCUGGCUCUGCCUACAUCAAAAUCACAGACUCAAUCUUGCAAAGUUAGAUUUGUUUUGGGUUGUUGCAUUGAAAGGGGCUGAUAUAAUGUUGAUUCGAUCACAGAGAAAACGUUGAUCUCUAUAGUGCAAACUAAUGUCGCGAACUCAGUGAAAUUCAAUCUCUUGCGUCUCUGCAUGGCAUGGCACUUCUUCUGCACGGCAGUCCUGGAGGGGACAUUGGGAUGAUAUCCUCCCUUCAGAGAGAGGCUGGUGCUGUGGGGAUGAUACCCUUCCUUCAGAGAGAGGCUGGUGCUGUGGGGAUGAUAUCCUCCCUUCAGAGAGAGGCUGGUGCUGUGGGGAUGAUAUCCUUCCUUCAGAGAGAGGCUGGUGCUGUGGGGAUGAUACCCUUCCUUCAGAGAGAGGCUGGUGCUGUGGGGAUGAUACCCUCCCUUCAGAGAGAGGCUGGUGCUGUGGGGAUGAUACCCUUCCUUCAGAGAGAGGCUUGGGAAUCUGGGGAUGUGGGA
Messenger RNA from Coregonus sp. 'balchen', 2789 nucleotides. NCBI's taxonomy places the organism in Eukaryota, Metazoa, Chordata, Actinopteri, Salmoniformes, Salmonidae. The record is from the annotation of a GenBank genome assembly.